Molecule: messenger RNA, 2760 nt
Organism: Myxocyprinus asiaticus (Chinese sucker)
Lineage: Eukaryota; Metazoa; Chordata; Actinopteri; Cypriniformes; Catostomidae
Product: CD209 antigen-like protein 2
Exons: 10
Coding region: 1462-2679 (405 amino acids)
Source: RefSeq, a predicted model, not a curated record
CUACAUGUGCCGGUACCCAUAAGAAUGAAACGAUUAAUCUAUAUUGUCUAAUUCUAAACAUACUCUUUAGAAUCUCAUACAAUACAUCUUGCCAUGAUGUUGAUUUACCACUUAACAAACUUACUAAUACAGAAUAUGAGUCCGUACAUAUUACUGUAUUAAUGGCUGAAUUUCCUCCACCCAUUGAAAAGCCAUCAUAAUUGCUAUCAUUUCUGUUGUAUAAACAGAUAAAUGGUCACUUGUCCUUUUAGCAAUUCUGGUCUUAAAAUGGGGAAUGAAUACCGAAGCCGCUGUACAACCGGAUUCAGGGUCUUUAGAUCCAUCCGUAAAAAUGGUAAUCUCCUGACAAUAUUGCUGAUCCAGAUACUGUUGCGUCAUCUCGUCCUUAGGUACCAAUCCCUCAUUAUCUUUCAUUUUUUCCAGUAGCUGCAAGUCAACUAUUGGCAUAGGAAAUAACCAAAGAGGAGUUAUUGGAAUUGCCACUGUAGUACUGACAUCAAUUCUUGUCAGUCUCAUGUCCUGGGCCUCUUUUUGCACAUACCAUCUAAAACUUGUGUUAUCUUGUUUUUGUUCCCAGCACUCUUCUAAUAUCUUUUAAGCUGGAUGGAUUUCAUAAUGUCCUUUUAAAGAUGUCCAAUAUGCUGUAGCCCACUUGAGUCUAUGGAUUCCCAUUGGCAUCUCUCCCAUCUCUACCUGUAUAGCUGAUAUAGGAGAGGUUCUAAAAGCACCACAACAUACACGCAAGGCUUUUGCAUGAAUAACAUCCACCUUUUUUAAUAAAUUUGCUGAUGCAUAUCUGUAUACUAUACUCCCAUAAUCAAUUGUUGAUCUUAUAAGUGCACAAUCUAUGUUCCUUAAUGCAUAGCGUCUAGCACCCCAUUCCACUCCUGCUAAGCACCUCAUUACAUUUCUUUCUUUCUUAUACUUAUCAAUUAACUUCUGUAUAUGUUCAGCAAAUGUCAAUUUCGUAUCCAACCACACUCCUAAAAAUAUCAUAUUUGAGACCUGUUCUAACACUUAUGGUGGCCUCACAGCAGAAGGUAAACACGCUGGAGCCUGUGCAUAAAUGUCUAAUAGGAGAUGGAACUUGUCGGAGAGUCUGCAUAAUGUGGCCGAUCCUAGGGUACUGGAACUCCCCGUAUGAUCAUAUUGUGCCCGGUUCUCAAAGCAGUCACAACCCCCUCAUCCUUGUUUUCCACAGAUUAAAAAAAAAUGUCAUACUGCUUAAGAAAGACAUCAUAUUUUCACUACAAGCCCAUUAAAUGAGUUCCUCAAAAAAGUCAUGUGAUUUUCAAAACAUUCCACAUUUAUGAAAGUAACUGAUCCAGAGUUAUGAAAUUAAUGAAAGUAGCAGAAUAGUUCCUGUCUUUUGAUAGAGGGAAGACAGCAGUUCUACUAAUCACAGCACACAUUAGCAAGAGGUUCAUUGCCUCUUGUUGGUUGUCUGCUGACACUGAUGGCAUGAUGGAAUCGGAGAACAUUUAUCAAAAUGCUGAAGCCAUAAACUGCAUCAAGUCCAGUGAGAGAGACCCGAAAACAGAAGAUCUGUAUGCCAAUGAGGACACUUUCAUCCAGACUGAAGCAAAAGCUCAAAAUCAUGGAGGAAGUGGACGUUUUAUGCUGAGCACUGUGUUUUUUGGGCUCAUUUGUGUUUUAUUGGUGGUCGGCAUCAUAGUGCAACAUAACAAACUCACGAAAGAGCGAGAGCUGUUGAAUCUGAGUUAUACAAACAUAGUUAAAGAGUACAACCAAACUAUAAACAGGCUGCAGGUCAAUUACAGUGAUCAAACUAUUGAAAAAGACCAGUUACAGAGCAGAUUCAACUCUUUGAAUAAGAAGAAACUGCAGCUGGAGACUGAAAUAAAGAAGAAGAAUUCUCAAAAGGGCUGGUAUUUCAUAUCCAGUGAGGAGAAGAGCUGGUCGGACAGCAGACAGUUCUGCAGGGAUCAUGGUGGAGAUCUGCUCAUUAUCAACAGUGAAGAGGAACAGAGGCUCAUAUCUUCAUUCAAGCAGAAUGUGUGGAUUGGUUUGUCAGACAUCAAGCAAGAGGGUGACAUGAAAUGGGUGAAUAAUUCACCGCUGAAUGAAGGGUUUUGGAAAGAAAAUGAACCGAAUAACUUGGGUGGAAAUGAGGACUGUGUUGUUCUGGAUCCAGCAUUACCGGUCCUGAAGAACUGGAAUGAUCUUCUGUGCUCACAGAAGAGAAAAUGGAUUUUCAGUGAUAUAACUAUUGAACUAGAGCACAUACACAACAGCUAUUCGCAUCAGAACAAACUGGAGACCAAAGUCAAGUCUUCCAGUGAUGAAUUAAAGAAAAAAGAUUCUGAACGAGAUAUGAAGAGCUGGUCAGACAGCAGACAGUUCUGCAGGGAUCAUGGUGGAGAUCUGCUCAUUAUCAACAGUGAAGAGGAACAGAGGUACAUCACUUCAUUGAUCAAGCAGAGAGCGUGGAUCGGUUUGUCUGACAUCGAGAAAGAGGGCAACAUAAAAUGGGUGGACAAUACACCACUGAAUAAAGGAGCCAUAAGUGCGAGACGGACCACUAGUGGUAUUCAAAUGAAUGGGAGAGAUUGGAACGCCCAACGGUCAACGGAUGAAGAAAGGAAGUCCCGCCUUACAGUAGAUAGGAGCUGCACUAUCAUGACUGAAUAUAGCGUCUCGAGAGCGUUCCAAAGAUAGCCGCCGAGUGAACUGACUCGCUAGAGUGACUUUGCUUUGACCUAAUAAUGCAGAAACAAGGAUAUUUCUUCCAGCCCAGCA